Nicotiana attenuata is the source of this 1832-nucleotide messenger RNA. RefSeq lists its product as uncharacterized. The record is from RefSeq and is a predicted model, not a curated record. Bases 58 to 1494 code for a protein of 478 amino acids. Lineage: Eukaryota; Viridiplantae; Streptophyta; Magnoliopsida; Solanales; Solanaceae. The transcript has 3 exons.
CACACCUUUUAUAUAAUAUCCCUACGACCCUUCACUUCCAUUUGCAAGUUAAAACAUAUGACCACUCGAUUUUUUCUUCAAGAAAAAGGCUUUUAUUUGUUAGCGAUUCCGUACAAAAUGGCUGCUAAUGAUCAAGAAUCCAGAGUUUCCCUGAAGCUUUUGAUAGAUGACAAGAAAAAUAGAGUCAUUGCAGCUGAAUCCAACAGGGAUUUUGUGGAUAUAUUAUUCAGUUUUCUCACUUUUCCAAUUGGAACAAUAAUCAGAUUAACCAACAGCCAGCCAAUGUCAAAGAUAAGUCCAACUUCUACUUGUUUGAACAAUUUAUACCAAAGUGUUGAAAAUCUUCGUGUAAAACAUCUUUAUUCAGAAAACUGUAAGUCAGUCCUUUUAAAUCCAAGAAAUCCAUGCAAUGAAGAUUGCUUCAAGUUGAAAGUGAACAUAGAUGAUUCUGUUUCCAACAAGUACUUCAAAUGUUCUAAUAAAGAUUGCUCAUUAAAGAACUGGUUGCUCAAUGUUAAUUGUUAUUGUGGAGGGAGGACAACUAAGGAGAUAUUUUCAGAAAUAAGAAAUCCAACAAGUGAUUGUUAUGGUGCUUUUCUGAGGAGAGGAAUAGAGUUUAUAAUCAGUGAUGAUUUAAGAGUGUUGCCUGGUUCUCCAAGUUCUCUUGUAAAACUGCUUUCUGAGCUUGGCUACAGCAACAUGAAUCAGAUAAAAGAGAUGUCUGUGGAAGUUGGCAAGGAGGAGAUAUUAAGACUGCUCGCUUGUUCAUUGAUCUCAAAAUCUCCCUUGACAGAGGUGUUUUUGAACAAGAAAGCUAGUAUAGUUGACAACAAUAUCAUGCCUGAGCCAGGAAUUUCACCAUUGGUUCCUAAUGAAUUCCAGUACACCGGAAACUCCUGGAAAAUAAACCUGAAGCUAAUAUUAAACAAGUCUAGAAACAAGAUAUUGUAUGCUGAAGCAAAUGAUUCAUUCGUCGAUUUUCUCUUCAGUUUCCUCACUUUUCCUAUUGGAUCAGUGAUCCAUGUUCAAAAUGGGAUUUCUGGACUUGGAUGCAUAGACAACUUGUACAAAAGUGUGACGGAUUUGGAGUCAAAAUGGUUUCAUUAUUGUCAGCACAGAUUACUCAACCCCAGCGUUGCACCAAGACAUAAAUGCCAGAAUCAGUUGCUUCCGAUUUCUGUGGGACUCGACAAUCAUAGCCUUUUAGACCCCAGGUGCACAAGUGGUGGCACAAGUGAUUUUGGCAGAUUAACACUGUCACCUUCCUUGUUUAUUGUUUCGGACGAUUUGGUAGUCAGGCCUAUGUGUUCUACAUCAAGUUUUGGCUUACUCAAAGAACUAAAUGCACCCUUGUAUGACAUUGAAGAGCAAGUAAUCUCCAUUGAUAAGGCAGAGGCACAGCUCUUGCUGCAGGCAGCUUUUAUCGGGUCAUCAUCUGCUUUAACACUUGCCUUGAGCUCUUUCUUGAAUAAACAGAAACAAGAGAUGGACUAAUAUGCUACAAACUACAAGAGCAGCUUGGCUUGGUGGCUAUGUCAUACUGUUCUAUAUUAUAUUAUCUGCUUAAUAUUUGGAUUGAGACGAGUUUAAAUGGAGCAGCAUGGAAAGCGAAGACUAAUAAAGUUGAUUCUAUAUUUCUUUAGAUUGAGGCAUUGUUGUUGUUUGUAUUGCCUACUGAACAAGCUUUUACUGCCCUGCUAGUUCAAUUAAAUGAGGUGAAAUUAGAUGGUGAUGCUAGCAAUUUGAGUGCUCUUAUAAAGUGUCUUUGUGAUGCAACACACAUAUUUGAUGAUAUUAUGACUUUGUUACUAUUUUCUGAGAUAUUCACAACU